GUUUUUUUUUUUUUUUUUUUUUUUUUUUUUUUAAAUCUCCUUGUGUUUGCUCAGUUAAGAGUGCUGGAGCAAUUUGUUGUUCAAGGGGACAUCCCUGAAAUACAUUGUUUCUGACAAGGAGCAAGAAUCUAUUAAACAUUUGGCUUAUGGUUUUUGUAGGAGUUGACAUGGUAAUUAGGAGAUGUGAGAUUGUUUUCCUACACACUGGGGUGUUAGAGUGGCAGGAGAGCUGGCAGGCUCAAUAAAGUAUGGAGAUUCCUCCCUCUAUGGCUGCUUGAAGUUUUGGGAGUCGAGAGCUUUUCCCAGCUGUUUGCUGGCUUAAUUAGAUUUUUUUUCCUGUCAAGAAAUCUGAAGGUCAACACAUGCUUAGUAGAAUCUGUCAUUUGGGAUGAUUAAACACCCAGAGACAGAUUUUUUAAAACCGGUGCUGCACACUUGAAGAAUCUGUUGUGUUCAUUUCUAUGCUGGUCAGGAAAACAACUGUAUUUUUUUAAAGCUCAAACAGAGAGGUAGUUUCUUGCAAGUCUCUGAAGCACCCGUGGAAACCAAACGUGGGUAUUGUCUCGGAGCAGAGAUCCCUGCGUCUGAGAUAAUUAAUGAGCAGUGUGGACACAGGGACUGUUUAUUAGGAGCUCGUUAGUGACAUACCAGCAGUUGAGCUCUCUGUGUACCAGCCUCUUAAACUUUUCCCGGUGUGAGUCAUGACAGUCACACACUUCCCAGAGUGUUUGGUGCUGUUACCUGUGUCUUGCAGUCAAGUGAAAAAGCACCACUAUCAGCCUUAGGUCAGCAGUAACGUUGGUGUUGGUGUUUUAGUAUUUCUGGUAGUGCUGCAGAGAGCUGUAAGGGAAGUGUUGACAGACAGGCUGUGCAGUUCUGUGCAUCUCUUGUCUGGCUGCUUCAGAAGGGAAGCAGAUGUGCUAAAGGAAAUGGUGGGAUUUUUAACAGAGGAAUCAGAAAACUUUCUAGGCCUGUUGGCUCAGUGUUUGGCUUUAUUCUUAUUUAUUUUGCUUUUAAUUUUCUUGGUUAAAAGACACAUGCAGCAAUAGCAUGUUAAAGAUGACUGGGUGUGUUCAUCCCUGCUAGAGCUUUGCCUGUGCUUUCAUAGAAGCCGGAGGAAAAUCUGAUUUGUCCAAUACAUGGGAAUUUUCUGGCUUAUGUUGGAAGUGUAACCUCAGCAGUUUGAUUUUGAGAGGUUCAGCUUCCAGUUUGGUGUGUUUUACUAUGGGAAUUCAUUUGAGGCAAAAAUUGCUGCAUAAUAUUGAAAAGCUCGCUGAGAUAAGGACAUCUUGUACAAGUAUCCUGUUACUUAAAGGGCACUGAAUGUUCGUAGUACUAAAUAGGAUUUCUAAACAGAUGGUCAUAAUUAACAUAAAAUACAUCCACAGAUAAGAGUCUAUUUGGUCUUCUAGUAAUUCUUUCAAUGGUCUGGUAAUUUAGCAUUAAUUAAGCCAUAGCACAGCCAACAAUGGAACUGCAGUAAGGAGUUUCUGAAUUUGAACACAGAGGGGAGAUCUCAUGUUCCUCGGAGCAAUUGGCUUUUUUCUAUCAUCAGAGUAAAAAAAAUAGAAUGCUAAACAUGUAAUUAAAACAUUUGUGUAUUUGCAUUUGUAACAAUCUUGUUCAUAGCCUUGAAGUGACCCAACUGGUCUGUAGGUUGCCUAGAGAGCAAACACGGUGGCACAGCACAGCCCAGGGUGGGGCUGCUCACUCCGGGGUGGAGCUCUGAAUGUAAAUGGUGCUGAUGGAAGCUUGGAUGAGAACGGUUUUGAUGAAUUUAUUAGGCCUGGUACCUUUUUCAGGAAUGUGACUUACAUAAGAUACAUCAACAAUCUCCAUAAAGCCAUAUUUUCUUUGAAAUACGCUUAUGUAAACAAUUUAUUUGGUACUACUGCACAGAGUGAGACAUAUCAAGAGAUGAGGAAGCCAUCUGAAGUUAUUGCUUGCCUCAUCAUAGGUUUUGUCCUAAAUACCUGGGUUUUACAUGCAUCAAAGAUUUUCUUGCUGAGAGUUCAUGGAUGUAGUUAUAUGUAACAUGCACACAGCAAUCUCUGCCCUUGAGUGCUCCAGUUCUUACAAGAAAAGGCAGAAGUAACACGAAAAUCAUAAAACUAAAAACUGGUCUCACACUUCUAGUGUUUUCUUAUGGCUCUUGAUAUUUGUUAGUUGAUUUGUGUUUUACAGAAGGAGAAAAUGUGUUUUUUAAAAAGCAAAGCUCGGUUUGGUUUGGUGUCUGCUUAAAUCUGAAUAAGAUCUGCAGAAGGAAGGCGUUGUUUUACUUAAUUUGAAAUGAAAAUAACAUUCUAAACCAAACCCCUCCCCACCAAGAAAAAUUAAUGCCAUUUAUUGUGAAUGACUUAAACUUAGGGUAGUCUGCAUCAAUUUAGUUCAUGAGCCUUUUUUGGUACAGAUGUUAAACUAACCCAGAGUUGGGGUUUUUGAGUACUUCAGCAUAAGGAUUUGUUUUUGUUCUUGGUAAUAUUGAAAUUGGUCUGUUUUUUUAAUUAAAAGUUAUUCUAAAUUGCCAGAAAGCAUGUUUUAAAUACUCUGUUAUUCACUUACAGCUGCCAAAACAUAGUACAGUGAAAUAAUGGUCUGCUAGCCUGCUAAACAAGUGUCCAGCUUCCACAAUGCCCGUGCAGGCAGCUCAGUGGACAGAAUUUCUGUCCUGCCCAAUCUGCUACAAUGAGUUUGAUGAGAAUGUGCAUAAACCCAUCAGCUUAGGUUGCUCUCACACCGUGUGCAAGACCUGCCUGAACAAGCUCCAUCGCAAGGCAUGUCCUUUUGACCAGACUGCCAUCAACACAGACAUCGAUGUGCUUCCUGUGAACUUUGCACUCCUCCAGCUGGUUGGAGCCCAGGUACCUGAUCAUCAGACAGUAAAGUUGAGUAAUGUAGGAGAGAACAAACAUUAUGAAGUAGCAAAGAAAUGUGUUGAGGAUUUGGCACUCUACUUAAAGCCAUUAAGUGGAGGAAAAGGUGUUGCAAGCUUGAAUCAGAGUGCACUGAGCCGUCCCAUGCAGAGGAAGCUUGUGACACUGGUGAAUUGUCAGCUGGUGGAGGAGGAGGGUCGGGUCAGAGCCAUGAGGGCAGCUCGGUCGCUGGGAGAGAGAACUGUCACAGAACUCAUCCUGCAGCACCAAAAUCCUCAGCAGCUUUCUGCCAAUCUUUGGGCUGCUGUUAGGGCACGAGGGUGCCAGUUUCUAGGACCAGCUAUGCAAGAGGAGGCACUGAAACUUGUAUUACUUGCACUGGAAGAUGGAUCUGCACUCUCAAGAAAAGUUCUGGUACUUUUUGUUGUGCAAAGAUUGGAACCAAGAUUUCCUCAGGCCUCUAAAACAAGCAUUGGUCAUGUUGUGCAGCUACUGUAUAGAGCAUCAUGCUUUAAGGUUACUAAAAGGGAUGAAGAUUCUUCUCUGAUGCAGCUUAAAGAAGAGUUCCGGAGUUACGAGGCUUUGCGGAGAGAGCACGAUGCCCAAAUUGUUCACAUUGCCAUGGAAGCAGGACUUAGAAUUUCACCAGAGCAGUGGUCUUCCCUUCUUUAUGGAGACCUGGCACAUAAAUCACACAUGCAAUCCAUUAUUGACAAGCUUCAAUCUCCAGAAUCUUUUGCUAAGAGUGUACAAGAAUUGACAAUUGUCUUGCAGCGCACGGGGGAUCCUGCAAACUUAAACAGGCUGAGGCCUCAUUUAGAGCUCCUGGCAAACAUAGAUCCAAAUCCAGAUGCAGCAUCUCCAACAUGGGAGCAGCUUGAAAAUGCGAUGGUGGCUGUAAAGACUGUGGUCCAUGGGCUGGUGGAUUUCAUUCAGAAUUACAGUAGAAAAGGGCAUGAAACUCCACAGCCACAACCAAAUAGCAAAUACAAAACAAGUAUGUGCCGAGACCUUCGACAGCAAGGGGGGUGUCCAAGAGGAACAAACUGUACAUUUGCUCAUUCUCAGGAAGAGCUUGAAAAAUACCGCUUGAGGAACAAAAAAAUCAGUGCAACAGUGAGAACAUUCCCCCUUCUAAACAAAGUUGGCGUAAACAGCACCGUCUCAACCACCACGGGAAACGUGAUCUCUGUCAUAGGAAGCCCUGAGGCAACAGGCAAGAUGGUGCCAAGUACUAAUGGAAUAGCUAAUCUUGAAACUGGGGUUCCCCAGCUGAUCCCUCGCUGUGCAGACACCUCCCUGAGAGCUCUGGACAACACCAAGAAGGGAGGGAAGACUGGAGCCAAUGGCCAGAACGCUUCUGGGUCCCCCACAGAAUCACUUCCUGAAAAUAAAAUCGGUUCUCCACCCAAGACUCCUGUAAGCCAGGCAGCAGCUACCUCAGCUGGUCCUCCUAAUAUUGGAACAGAAGUUAAUUCUGUGCCUCCAAAAUCCAGCCCGUUUGUUCCCAGAGUACCUGUCUACCCUCCACAUUCUGAUAAUGUUCAAUAUUUCCAAGAUCCCAGGACUCAGCUGUCAUAUGAAGUUCCACAGUACCCACAGACAGGGUAUUAUCCAGCACCUCCAACGGUACCAGCUGGUGUGGCUCCCUGUGUUCCUCGUUUUGUGAGGUCCAAUAAUGUUCCAGAAUCCUCCCUCCCACCUGCCUCCGUGCCAUAUGCCGAUCAUUACAGCACAUUUCCCCCUCGGGAUCGACUGAAUUCUCCCUACCAGCCUCCUCCUCCUCAGCCCUACGGCCCAGUCCCUCCUGUCCCCUCUGGAAUGUACGCUCCAGUCUACGACAGCAGGCGCAUCUGGCGCCCACAGAUGUACCCACGAGAUGAUAUUAUUAGGAGCAAUUCUUUACCUCCCAUGGAUGUGAUGCACUCAUCUGUCUAUCAGACAUCAUUGCGGGAGAGGUACAACUCUCUGGAUGGGUAUUACUCUGUGGCUUGUCAACCUCCAAACGAGCAGAGGACUGUGCCUUUACCAAGGGAGCCUUGUGGUCAUUUGAAGACUGGUUAUGAUGAGCAGCUGAGACGGAAGCCAGAGCAGUGGGCACAGUACCACACACAGAAAACUCCUCUGGUAUCAUCAACCCUUCCUAUGGCAACACCAUCUCCAACACCACCUUCUCCUCUCUUCAGUGUAGAUUUCAGCACAGAGUUCUCAGAGAGUGUCAGUGAUUUGAGUGGAACUAAAUUUGAGGAAGACCAUCUCUCUCACUAUUCACCGUGGUCUUGUGGCACUAUUGGCUCUUGUAUAAAUGCUAUCGACUCAGAGCCCAAGGAUGUGAUUGCCAAUUCCAAUGCCGUGUUAAUGGAUUUGGACAGUGGGGACGUUAAAAGGAGAGUGCAUUUAUUUGAAACGCAGAGAAGGGCAAAGGAGGAAGAUCCUAUAAUCCCAUUCAGCGAUGGACCCAUCAUCUCCAAGUGGGGUGCAAUCUCCAGGUCAUCCCGCACAGGUUAUCACACAACAGAUCCAAUCCAGGCCACUGCUUCCCAAGGAAGUGCUACUAAGCCCAUCAGUGUAUCAGAUUAUGUCCCUUAUGUCAAUGCUGUAGACUCGAGAUGGAGUGCCUAUGGCUCAGAUUCUGCCUCCUCAGCACGUUAUGCGGAACGGGACAGGUUCAUAGUUACAGAUUUGUCUGGUCACAGAAAGCAUUCCAGCACUGGAGAUCUACUGAGUAUUGAAUUACAGCAGGCCAAAAGCAACUCCUUACUCCUUCAGAGAGAGGCAAACGCACUUGCCAUGCAGCAGAAGUGGAAUUCUCUAGAUGAAGGCAGUCGUCUUACCUUAAACCUUUUAAGCAAGGAAAUUGAUUUGCGGAAUGGUGAGACUGAUUAUCCUGAAGACUGUGCAGACACAAAGCCAGACCGAGACAUUGAAUUGGAGCUGUCAGCCCUCGAUACAGACGAACCUGAUGGGCAAGGGGAGCAGAUAGAAGAGAUUCUGGACAUACAGCUAGGGAUUAGCUCCCAAGAGGAUCAGCUGCUCAAUGGAACAACCGUAGAGAAUGGGCAUCUGCUAAAGCAGCACCAGAAAGAAUCUAUGGAACAGAAGAGACAAAGUUUAGGUGAAGACCUUGUGAUUCUGGAGGAGCAGAAAACAAUCCUGCCCGUAACUUCUUGCUUCAGUCAGCCGAUCACAACAUCUGUUAGCAAUGCAAGCUGCCUGCCCAUCAGCACAUCAGUCAGUGUUGGCAGCCUCAUUUUGAAAACUGCUCACAUUAUGUCUGAGGAUAAAAAUGACUUUUUAAAGCCUGUUGCAAAUGGCAGGAUGGUUAACAGCUGAAAGGCAUUCAUCUUUCCAGCUUGUGACCACACCAUGGAAGCAUUUACACUAGCUUUUUAUAUAUAUAAUAUAUAUUAUAUAAUGUAUAUUUUUUUUAAGAAAAAUAAUAUUGGGGUCAUGCAUUUCCUGUGGACUCUUUGAUACUUCAAGCCCCUCUCGCAUUAGCAUUCUGAAGAAAAAAAAAACUUACUUUAGUAGGGUAAGGCGUUCACUUUCCACAAAUGAAUGGAAUUUGGACAUUGUUUUACUUAAGCUUAAAGCAGCUUUUUAUGAGUUUGUAGCAAUCCGGUGCGGUAUCUGAGCCAUUCUUGUUGAAAAUGGCUUCUGUAGAAAACUAACAACUCAGUUAUUUAAACUAGCAGGAUCCUACGAUGAUACAUCUAGUGAAAGGAAGACUAACUUAUUUGUCUCUAUUUUGUUUCACGAGAGAAGAACUUUUGUCUUGUUGCAGCUGCUUUUUCUUUAGUUGUGGAACUUUGCAUGGAGUCUUGUUUCCUGUUGGAAGACUGAGAGGUGGAGAUUUGGACUUGAGGCUUUUACAGGGUUAACACACCGUUAGCUUUGCACUGCUGUGUUGUUUGCAGGUCUGUGGGGCAGUGCUUUGCUGCAGCUUUUGGUUUCCAUUCCCCCCAGUUUAUGCUUUAGUACUGUAGAUACACACAUACACACAGGCUACUUGUCCAAGUGAUGUUACCAGAAGUAAAUCAAGUGCCUAAGUCCUCCAGCUAAUGUGCUAGGUGUUGAUUUCCCCAAGAUACACAUGAAACAAUUUUCAACGAUAUUGAGAGGUUAUGCACUAAUGUAACAGCAAUUUGGGGUUUUUGUCUUAUUUUUCUUUUUUUCGUUAAUAGUUCUCAACUUGGAGAUUAUAGGAUCCAGAUGACUUGGCAAAAAGUAUCAGGUGCUCUUGGCUUUCCUUUGAAAACCCUGUAUCUAGUGUUUGCACUGACUAACAAGAUGGUAUUGCUGUUUUUUGUACUGUUUUGUUUUAAUUUAAACUAAAUAUUGGGAAUUUAAGGUGGUUGUAAUUACCUUUGUUAAAUGUUGUUAAUCGUAAUCUUGUAUUCAGGUUUAAUUUUUGUUUAUUCAGUGGCAACUUAUUUUCAAAUACCUUGAAAAUACAAUGAGAUAGCAUUAUCUGACCUUCAGAGUGCUGAAAACUGUAUGAAUUUAUGCCCUGUUAAGAGGUGACUGAGAAUCAUUUUAGACAUGUCGACUGAAAAUUGGUUUUCAAAAAUACACAUGAACUAGAGCCCUGGGCAUAUGUUUUGAGAAGCUUAAAAAUCCACUUUUUUUUUCUGUUAAGAAAGCAGGACUCUCCCUCCUGAUGAUUACUAUCUUCUUGUUUGUCCUCUUACUUUUCUUUGUGACAAGUUUUACAUUUUUUUAUGUUUUUAUUAACUUCUGUGAAGUUGUUUACUCUGAAAAUUGUACUGGAAUAUUUUAAGCCAAGCUGAUCUUUCACCAGGUGUACUGCAUGUAAGGGCUUUUCCUGCUAGCAAAAUGCUUAAAGAGGAUCAUGUUACUGGUCGUCUGAGUUGUUAUUUUACAAAAUCACAGCUAUGUGGUCGGGUAAGAUUUUGAUAACUGUUUUGUGCACGCUUCUGGGGGGUGGGGGUUGGCAUUUCCCUGAGGGUUACUGAUUAGACUAAGUAAAUAUUGGUGUUUGAUAUCUCUCCUAACGAACCUGUCCAUGAAAUAAUUAUGUUGUAAAUAUACCUGCAAAUCCAAGGGUUAGUUUUGAUAUUCUGGUGUCAGUAUGGAAGAUCUUACACAUCUAUUUAAUACUCCAAUGUCAAGGAAUGUAUGUAGAAAAACAGUCAAGUAGUCUUUUCUUAGUGUCCUUUGGCUGUUGCUGUACCUUCUCCAGCCAGUGCCACCUCACUCUAGGGUUAGACUGACGCUUCUUUCACUCGCUACGUGAAGUGAAUGGAUACAAGAACCAGACCACCUUUGUCACCUUAACUUAUUUCCUAUUGAUGUUAACUUUAACUUAGAAUGUUAGACAUAAAUAUGAUUGUUGUAUAUUUUAUACCAAGACCAUUCUGUAAAUAUGAAUUUAUAUUACUUUUGAAAUGCUUCUGAGAUACUAUUAUUUGCUGUACAAUGUAAUUCCAAAACAGAUAUGCAAACAAGUAUGUCUCUUUCGUGGAUAUUUAAACAGUGAGAUCUUCCAUGUUGAAGGUGAUGUAAUUUUUUUAAAAGAUUUUUAAAUUUUAAAUUGCUAUUUUGUUACAAAAAUAGAGAAAAUAUAAAGGUUUGAGAAGUCCUUAUUUGCCCUCAGGGAAAGAGCCCUCUGUGCACCAGAACUCCACAGAACAUCUUCAGCAUGAUCUGAGGGUGAAUAUAUACUACAUAAAUUGAUUGUGUAUUUACCUUAACUUUUUAAUUUUAAAAUGGCAAUUUUAAAAACUUGGUUGUGCUCUGCUGGAGGGGGUUGGGAUAAGCUGCUUACACACAUUUGCCUGUUUGUCCAGUGAAAUAAGCCUGGCAUACUCCUGCCAAGGUCUUGGCAUAUUUAAGAACAAGUGUAUCUCUAGACUCUUGUCUGCAGCAGGAGGUCCCGUGAUAGAGCAGUCCUCUAGGAUGACCAUACACUUCAUAUGGAAAGUUGGCUCUCAGCUGAGGCUAGAGUUUUCUAGUUGAAUUGUUAACCUAUAAUGACAGGCAAAAGAAUUAUUUGAGUGUUUAACAGCAUGCCGGCUUUGUCUUACGGUUUUAACGCUGACUGUGUGGCUUUUGCCACCAGAUUAAUGCCCUCCAGUGCCCUGACAGGGAGAAGAAGCUGCAGGUGACAACACCUGGCUCUGGCUUCCUUCUUUGUUGAAAUUUCAGCCCUUGACCCUUUACAAACAAGUAUGUAUUCAUUUGUUAGUUGUAAAUCAGGUGCCUUUGGGCUAUGGAAGGGCUUAUUUUCUGACACUGAGAGAGUGACUUACUUUGUGUGUCAAUAGCAGUGAUGCCCAUUUAGGUUUUGGCCUAAUUUAUUGUGCUGUCAGAAAAGAAGGCCCAGAGCAGAUCGAGGAAAGAGAUUGGCUCUUUUGCUUUGCUUGGACAAGCAUUUUGGGUUGGUUUGGUUUGGUUAAUUUUUUUUUUCCCCAUUAGGGGUACAGCAGGGAUUUCACAUGCAAGAGAGACAGGAAUUAUUAGUAUCUAAGUUAAUUGUGUUGCCUCACUACCUGGAUUCAUUCCUUGGUUUGCCUCAUUUCCCACAUAGGUUUUAAAAGAGACUAAUGCUUGUGCUGGGAGAAUGCUUGUGUGAGAAAGUAACUAUCUGUACAUUCUUAACAUAUACUUAGAGCAGAGUGAUUGCCCUGCUACUGAUAUUUUGUUCCUGUAAACAGGUGACAAGAAAUGAAUCUUAGUGUUUAUGCAAAUUUUGCAUUGUAGAAUGUAUACUAGACCCUUCAAAGGCAAGGUUAGACUCUUUGCAAAGCAAACUGGCGUUGGUUCUUGGUAGUCUAGUACAGGGACACUAAAGUUUGGCAUUUGAUUUAGGAAAAAGAAAACAGUUGCAUACAGCUGAUUAUGUUAAAUAAGCUCUUAAUUAAGGUCUUUGUAGAAGUCUAAUUUGGAAGGUUUUAGUGCUUUGAUAACUCAAUUGAAAUUUUAAUUUCUCCUGUACUCAAGAGCUGAAUGCUGUUCUUGUAUAAUAGUGUACUAGGCUGGAUGAGGUACAAAAUAAUGCACAGUGGUCAGAAACAGCUGAGGAAAGAACGCUUAAAAUAACUCAAUCUAAACUCAGAAUAGUUCCAAACAUUGGUUUUGUUUGCUUUUUUAAAGCACAAGUUGUCAAGUUGUACCUGUUGCUGUACAUAAACACUGUAUGCCAGCAGUUCCUUGAUCAUAUUUGUGAACAGACUUUUCAUUAUUGGACUGGUAUUAAAGGAAGGUGUUGAAUUUGAGAGUGUAACAAAAUGAGAAAUGAUCAGAUGAUCUAUAGGAUGUAAAAGUCCAUUUUUAUGUUGUAGUUUAAUCCCUUUGUUAGGAAGUUCCCUCUCAUUGAGGGACCUCUUCUGCAAGCAGAACACAAUAAAUGUGCUUUUUUAAAUGACCCAAUUUCCCAGUAUAAAUGAACAGCUGACUUUGGCAGUAGUCACCCCCCUGCAUCUCUUUGCUGGCAAGGGAGCAGGACAAGGGUGGGGAUAAAACCCCAAAACGGUCACUGAUGAAAUGAACCAAAUCUGAAUAAUCAAAGUGCAAAAUGCCCAAACAUAAUUCUACACCCCAUUAUUUAAGGAUGCUUGUGGAAGCUUUUAAUCACUCAAGAUUCUGCUGUAAAAGCUGAACUAAAGCAGAGCCUGGCUGCGUUUCUUACUGCCAAAAGCCAAGGUCAUUUGCACAUAGCCCAUGGAUUUCUCCAGAGUAGAUCUCCGUUACCCAAGGCAUGGGAAUGCAUGCGUUUUCUUAGCUGGGCAAACAAGUACAUUAUACAGUAGUUGUGAUACAACACACGUGGCUUUGAUUUGUACUGCACAUACCCACUGUACAGCCACUCCGAAGUAUUGUGGUUAGCUUGCAGCAUCUGCUGUCGCAUUGAUACUGUUUACUGCGUAUUCUUUUCCCUGGAAGUUUUAAAGAAAAUUUUUUUUUCUUGUUGCAUUGAUUACAUUUUAUAAAUUUGCUUAGCUGGAAAGUUUGGGAAAAGAGGCCUGUUUGUCAAUUGUACAACCGAUUGUGAAGCUCUAGUGUGAAUAUUUUUACGUCUGUAUUAGACAUUUUCUUUGCAAAUCUAUUGUUCGAUUGAAAUGUAAAUGAAAUAAAAGAUGGUGUACACCCAUCAUGUAUAAAGCAGGCACCAUCGCUACGAUGGAUUUAAUGCUCAUUUUUAUGGCGCAUUCUCAGCUUCUAUUUAAAACUAUAAUUUAAAGAAAAAAAAAAUCUGUAAAAUGAAAUGGGGAUAUAUGGGGGAGUAAAUUCUAUUCCGUUUAUUUCGGUUUUGAUUCCCAAUGGUAAUGUUUCCCUUCGUGUUAGAGUAGGGGGGCCCCGGCAGGGCCCGUGUGUCGCUGUAGCACUGACGUGCAGAGGUUGUAGCUUUGGCUGGGCACGGAUAGAGCAUCCCGGUUCGGUGUUUGAGAGACUCGAUGGAAGAAGUUUGCAGUAUUGACAUGUAUUUGCAUGCACGAAUAAAAAUUAUUUGUCCACCUUAA
Taeniopygia guttata (zebra finch) is the source of this 11356-nucleotide messenger RNA. The record is from RefSeq and is a predicted model, not a curated record. NCBI's taxonomy places the organism in Eukaryota, Metazoa, Chordata, Aves, Passeriformes, Estrildidae.